Aspergillus japonicus CBS 114.51 is the source of this 667-nucleotide messenger RNA. RefSeq lists its product as uncharacterized. NCBI's taxonomy places the organism in Eukaryota, Fungi, Ascomycota, Eurotiomycetes, Eurotiales, Aspergillaceae. Bases 56 to 556 code for a protein of 166 amino acids. The record is from RefSeq and is a predicted model, not a curated record. The transcript has a single exon.
CAUUUCUCCUCUUCUACACUCUACAGCCAAGCCAAUCCACUAUCAACCGUAAAUCAUGUUCAAACAAAUCACAUCCAUCAGCAGGAGCGCUCUCCGCCAGAGCAGCAGCAGCAGCAGCAUCAUCCAGCCCCUUCGGCAGACCCCGGCCGCCGCAGCCCUGAACUCGAAGACGCAACGAACCUUCCACUCCAUCCCCGCGCUCCGCACGUCUCAGGGCCAGCGCGAAGAGAUGAAGUCCGGCGACCGGAACGUGCUGGACCCGCAGCCCUCAGAGUUCUCCAAGACCGGCACCGACCAGGAGGUCUCGCAGCACGACGCGGCCUUCGACCCCUCGAAGACCUCGCCGGAGAGCCAGAUCGAGGCGACGCAGGAGGAGACCAACCAGAGCGGCAAAGUCAGCAACCCGUUGAACGUUAGCGGCGCCAACAAGGGCGUCAGCGAGGGGCGCGAUCCCACGGAGGGCGCCCCGGAGCGGAACGCGGACCGGGAGGCGUCGAGCAAGCGGGGCCAAACGAAGAAGGGGAAGGAGGUGAAUGAUUGGAAGAAGAAGUAUUGAUAGAAGAGAGAUCUCUGUCAUACCUACUUUGUGUAUAGAAGCGUGAUAUAAUUGCCAGCCAUCGAAGUGUUUUAGUUCUUGCAGCUGUAUGUGGUAACCAUAGUUGUAUUA